Lutzomyia longipalpis is the source of this 1758-nucleotide messenger RNA. Its product is annotated as zinc finger protein 771-like. The record is from RefSeq and is a predicted model, not a curated record. The coding region runs from base 83 to 1639 and encodes 518 amino acids. Gene Ontology annotation, biological process: regulation of transcription by RNA polymerase II. Lineage: Eukaryota; Metazoa; Arthropoda; Insecta; Diptera; Psychodidae. The transcript is spliced from 2 exons. Gene Ontology annotation, molecular function: DNA-binding transcription factor activity; RNA polymerase II cis-regulatory region sequence-specific DNA binding.
AGAAAAAGUUUGACACCCAUAAAAAUAAAAACAAUGAAGGAAUAAAGGAAAAUUAUUGAAUUUUGCGAAAAUCUGGAGGAAAAUGUGUGCGCAGAGUGUGAAAGUUUGCCAAUAUUGCCAGCGUGAGGUGAACACCACGACCAACCGGCUGAUUCAGGAGCUCUGUGGCCACAAUAAGUGCAGGAGAUGUCUAAUUGAGGAAGCAGAUGAAUGCCGGAUUUGUCUGGAGGAGAAUGCAGAGAAAUCUUUGGAAUUGCCCAAACCAGCAGCUGUUCCUGCGCUUCCUUGCAAGUUGAAGACAGCCUGGGCUCAAAUGGUGACAGCUGCAAAGGAAUUUGACGAGUCUGGUGAACAGGAGAGUGAGAGGGGAGAUAAAUCUAUGGAUUCCGAUGCCUGGAUGAUUGACACAGAAGCUGAAGAUGACGUUGAGGAGCCUUGUGUCCAGGAAGAUCAGGAGAAACCCAAAGAAACUGAAGGAAAGACGAAGGAACACAAGCCAAAGGCAAAAUUUGUUCUUCCUGAACAUGUCCGGAAGGUGGAUGAGAAGAAAUUCGAAUGUACAAUCUGUGCCAGGCAAUUCUCGAGUCGUCAGCAGUGUGUGUACCACAGCUACUGUGAUCCAGCACUUAAGAAGCCCCACGAAUGCCCUCAUUGCUGUCAGGGAUUCGUUACACUCCAGCACUUGCAGUACCAUCUGCAAUCACACGAAGAAACAACCCUGAAGUGUUCCCUGUGCAGCAAAACCUUCAUCCGGACGCAGAGUCUGCAGAAGCACCUGAAGAUUCACAGGGCAGAGCAUGAGCAUCAGUGCACCAGGUGCGAGAGGAGCUUCCCAUUUCGCUUCCAGCUGCGACAGCACGAGCUGAAGCAUGAGAAUGCUCGUCCACAUCAGUGUGGCAUCUGCGAGAGGGCAUUUGCACUGAAGGAGAAUCUCAAGAAGCACCUGCUGGUGCACACGAAGGAGAAAAGGUUCCACUGCGACGUCUGUGGGCGAGGAUUCACGCGGAGCACGACGCUAAAGGCACAUCAGAACACCCACUCAAAGAAGCGCCUUGUGGGACCUUGUUCAACAUGCGGGAAGACCUUUGUGGAUGCCAGGAGCUUUGCACGUCAUGCCAGUAGUCACAGUACAACGCUCAGCUUUACGUGCUCCAUCUGCCGGGCACAUUUCCGCCGGAAGGACAAUCUCAGGCGGCACGUGAAGGUCAUUCAUCCGGAAGAGAAUCUCCUGGAAACACUCCGAGAGUCCCAGCGGGAAGUAGAGACUGACGCUGCGCCUCCUCCGCCAAGGACGUGCAGUGUGAUAAAAUUCACGGGAAAUGCAAAGCCCCCAAGUGCCGUGGAGGUUGUGGACACGCAGGAGGAGCCCCAGGAUGUUCCACAAGUCCGGGAAAGUCCCGCCAAAGUGCCCCAAGUGGAUGAGAGGCCGCCAAAGCCAAAGAAACCUUUCGAUCCACUUGAGAUUUAUCGCAAAAUCCUCUGUCCAAGUCGCGAUGAUGACGAUGAUGAGCCUCCGGAGCCAAAUCCCACGCCCCCAGUGCCCCCAAUUGUCCGGAAAACAUCCCAAGAGGGGAAUUUUGUGCACUGGCGCAAGCGAACAUCACUCAACUUCACCCAGAAUGCAAGGAGAAAAGAUUGAGAAAUGAGCUGUGAUUUGAAGCAGUAUGUUUCCUGCAAUCUGUGAAAGUAUCUCAGCUGCAGGAGAUUGGCAGAGUGUCCUGACCAGCGUUAGUGCAAUUCCUGAUGAGCAGCGAAGGA